CUAGCCACAUUAACCACACGUUAGCAAUGUGGCCAUUUAUGCCAGAAUCACUCGGUGGCUCAUCGAGGUAAACACCGGCCGAUGCACAAGUCAUCUUGAGGACUCCUGCUUGUCACUCCUCCAAGAUGUUUUUAACACGCAGUGAAUAUGACCGUGGCGUCAACACAUUUUCUCCUGAGGGACGUCUGUUUCAGGUUGAAUAUGCCAUUGAGGCAAUAAAGUUGGGUUCUACUGCCAUUGGCAUCCAAACAAGUGAGGGCGUUGUCCUGGCUGUAGAAAAGAGGAUCACCUCGCCCCUCAUGAUCCCCAGCACUAUAGAAAAAAUUGUGGAGAUCGACAGACACAUCGGUUGCGCUGUAUCAGGAUUGGUGGCAGAUUCUCGAACUUUAGUUGAUCACGCAAGAGUUGAAUGUGCCAAUCACUGGUUUGUUUACAAUGAGAAUAUGAAGGUAGAAUCGGUUGCUCAAGCUGUGUCGAACUUAGCCAUUCGCUUUGGGGACUCUGAUGACGAUGGGCCAGCAAUGAGUCGUCCAUUUGGCGUGGCAAUGCUGUUUGCGGGUCUUGACAAAGCUGGCACACAACUCUACCACAUGGACCCAUCUGGCACUUUCCUGGAAUUUGGUGCCAAGGCCAUUGGUUCAGGAUCUGAAGGAGCCCAGCAGUCUCUUCAGGAGUCUUAUCACAAGUCCAUGACAUUGCAAGAGGCUCUAAAGAUUGCGUUGACAGUACUGAAGCAAGUAAUGGAAGAAAAAGUAAGUGGCUCCAAUGUGGAAGUGGCAGCUGUGACCCCCGAGAAGGGUUUCUACCGCUUCCCACAGAAUGAAGUGGAAGCAAUCAUCACAGACCUUUAAUUGGUUAUUGAUAUAUAUAUUGAAUGAUUUUUCUAAGUGGUGUUUUAGGACUUUGAAAGUUGAAAGCCUUUGCAAGCUUCAUCCAAAAGAAUUGCUUUGAAGUACAGUACAGUAACUGGGGAAAUCGGCUUGUGUUUACCCGUCUUGCUAAAGAUGUAGAAAAGUACGGUGUCCACUGCCAAGCUCGUGUCCAUUUUUACCUUUGGUACAUUUACCUUUUUGUCAUGUUAAGACAAAAUCACGGACGUUCAGUACAAGAAAUCGUUUUUCAGUGGUGUAUAGAAAAUGUAUUUAGUUUUGGCACUCAAAUAAUAUAUAUACUGUAUUAAGUCCUAAAUUAGAUCCAGCAUUCAAAUUUACUGUUAUUGUUUGCUGAUAUUAAGAGAGAAGGCUUUCAUUACGGAGAGGAAUAAAGACUGGAAGGUGUGUUGUUAGCCUUGACAGCUUCUUUUGUUAUAAGGACAAAUUAAUAUGCAUGUACCACAGUUUUUCUAAUUAAAGAAAAUAAGUUGA
Messenger RNA from Procambarus clarkii (red swamp crayfish), 1364 nucleotides. It is a transcript of the gene Prosalpha5, whose product is annotated as proteasome alpha5 subunit. Gene Ontology annotation, cellular component: nucleus; proteasome core complex, alpha-subunit complex; proteasome core complex. Gene Ontology annotation, biological process: proteasome-mediated ubiquitin-dependent protein catabolic process. The record is from RefSeq and is a predicted model, not a curated record. Lineage: Eukaryota; Metazoa; Arthropoda; Malacostraca; Decapoda; Cambaridae.